This is a messenger RNA of Protopolystoma xenopodis, 276 nucleotides long. NCBI's taxonomy places the organism in Eukaryota, Metazoa, Platyhelminthes, Monogenea, Polystomatidea, Polystomatidae. The record is from the annotation of a GenBank genome assembly.
AUGCGGCCGGACCAUCGGCUCCGGCUGCUGCUGCUCGGCUGCUCGGCUGGUGAGAUUCGAGGCCGGUCGCCCGACCGACAGACCAAGUCCGUGACAACCGCCCAGCCGAAGCCGCCUCGGCAUAAACCACUUUCACCCUCAGCUCCGGACGCCCAAGUCUGCUCUACUGGCCUGGCCUCUACGACCGGUCGUCAACUCAGCGACCAAGUGAACUUUGUGCCUCCUCCUCCUCCUCCUCCUCCUUCUCCUCCUCCCCCUCCUCUUCCUCUUCAGUAG